AUGCGCAGGUCGUGGGGCGGCGCCGUGGCCCUCGGCGGCCGCCGUAGCGAUGGCGCUGGCGGCGGCGCGGGCCGCUGUGGCGGGAGCGCGGCGCUGCUCUGCGCCGGGCCGCCCGCCCGGGCCGCCCCCUCCGUGCUCAGCAGCAUCACGCCUCUGCUUCCAAGCAUAUUCCAGCAGCCGGCGAGGACGCUCACGUACUGUAGCCUACGGAAGGGGAAGAGGAAGACGGUGAAGGCCGUGAUCCAUAGGUUUCUCCGACUGCACAAUGGUCUGUGGGUGAGGAGACGGGCUGGGUACAAGAAGAAACUGUGGAAAAAAUCAGCUGCCCAGAAAAAGCGCCUGAGAGAGCUGGCGCUGUGCAACAGGACGCAGUGCAAGCUCCUGGAUAAAAUGACCACCUCUUUUUGGAAGAGAAGAAACUGGUACGUUGAUGAUCCCUAUCAGAAGUACCACGACCGCACAAACCUGCGUGUGUAGAAAUGUUCUGCACCCCGCUAGGAAACAGGUGACGUUUCAUGGAGCACGGUUUCUUUUAUCCGUUUCCAAAUUGAAAUCUGUUCUGCCUGCUGAUGUUCAGAAUAAAAGUUGUCUGUGUCAUAUGGACAAAAGGAUGAGGCUCAUUGAGCAAAAUAAAGGGAU
Molecule: messenger RNA, 639 nt
Organism: Nothoprocta perdicaria
Lineage: Eukaryota; Metazoa; Chordata; Aves; Tinamiformes; Tinamidae
Gene: MRPL35
Product: mitochondrial ribosomal protein L35
Exons: 4
Coding region: 1-477 (158 amino acids)
Biological process (GO): translation
Cellular component (GO): mitochondrion; ribosome
Molecular function (GO): structural constituent of ribosome
Source: RefSeq, a predicted model, not a curated record